GCCACGCGGAACGUCACGGCGCAGCCACCGUCUCACACUCACACACCCACACUCACUCACACCCACACACCCACACACGCGCACUCACACCGUCCCCGUGGACCGCCACGGCGCCCUGACGUACGGGACACUCUUCCUCCAUCGGUGCGCGGCGUGGCGUGGCGUGGCGUGGCCUCGUGGGGCGUUCGCGGAGUGUCGGAGUGCUUUGCCUGCUCGGCGAUGCGUGCCUGAGCCGCGGCGUGUCGAGAUCGUCAGCGUCGAGGUCGUUCCUCGCGAAACCGUGUCGUUCCCGUCGAAAUCGUCGUUCCCGUCGAGGCCUCCGCCGCCUUGGUCGUUCCCUCGCAGUGCGAGGCCGUUUCCGCUGUGGUCGUUCCCGUCGCGAGACCCAGCCCGGUCGAGUAGUUCCGUCGAGGCCGUUCCGUCGAGGCCCUCGUUCCGCGCUCGUUCCGCCGCGAUUGUUGCCCGCGCGCAACAAGGGUGUCACGUGGCGAGCACGUGCUCGUCGAUAUCUCGAACCGACUCGGGGUUCGGUCCUUCGGUCGUUGUGGUGGCGCCACCGUCGCUCUCGGCUCGGCCCGCGCCGAGGCCGCUGCAUUCGCAAAGCAUCGCCAAGCGCCGCACAGCGACGCAAGGCCAUGGUGGCCUGCAGCAUGGCGAGAGGAAGAGUCUGGCCAGGCCAGGCCACGACACUGGUCACUAGCCAGCUUUUUGAGAGUUUAUGUUAAUCAAUUCUGACUGAGACAAAUCCGUCAGCCACCAUGUCCAUGUUCUUCUUCCGCCUGCACAACCUCCGCCGCGAGGAGGAGAACAAGAAGCGGCAGCGCGACGUACGGCAGCGGCGCACGCUGGGCUGCCCCACCAUGCGCUUCCCCAACAACCUCACGCUGGCGCCAAGCCGCCUCUUCGAGCGCACGCCCCUCACGCCGUCGGACUCCUUGGACGAGGUGGCGCUCCAGAUCCCCAGGGUGCGCGUCGAGUACUACGUCAACGAGAACACCUUCAAGGAGCGCCUGCAGCUGUACUUCAUCAAAAACCAGCGGUCAAGUCUUCGGAUACGCAUCGUCGACUUGGUCCUCAAGCUGCUAACAUGUGUCCUGUACAUUCUGAGGGUCGUCACCGACCUGGACCCCAUCUACGCGUCAUGUUACGGCUGCACGGUGACGGCGGCGGACAAGAUGCAGUUCAUCGAGUCCAAGAACCUGACGGAGGAGAUGUUCCAGGAGAACCCCAUCAUCAACUGGGACGCCAUCACGUGGGUGAACCGGCCCGUGUACCUGUGGACGGUGCAGGUGGUGCUGGCCAUGAUCAGCCUGACCGAGGCCCUGCUGCUGGCCUACCUGGGCUACAAGGGCAACAUCUGGCAGCAGCUGCUCUCGUUCCACUUCGUCCUGGAGCUCGUCAACACCAUCCCGUUCAUGUUCACCCUGCUGUACUCCCCGCUGCGCCACCUCUUCAUCCCCGUGUUCCUCAACUGCUGGCUCGCCAAACAGUCCCUGCAGAAUAUGUUCAACGACCUUCACCGCGCCAUGCAGAAGUCCCAGUCCGCGCUGUCGCAGCAGCUCAUGAUUCUGUCCGCCACGCUUCUCUGCCUCGUCUUCACAAGUGUGUGCGGCAUCCAGCACUUCCAGCGCGCCGGGCACCGCCACCUCAACCUGUUCCAGGCCACGUACUACGUGGUGGUCACCUUCUCCACCGUGGGCUACGGCGACUUCGUGCCCGACAUCUGGCCCUCGCAGCUCUACAUGGUCAUCAUGAUCUGCGUGGCGCUCAUCGUGCUGCCCACGCAGCUGGAGCAGCUGGCCUUCACGUGGAUGGAGCGCCAGAAGCUGGGCGGCUCGUACUCGUCGCACCGCGCGCAGAGCGAGCAGCACGUCGUGGUGUGCUCCACCACGCUGCACGCCGACACCAUCAUGGACUUCCUCAACGAGUUCUACGCGCACCCGCUGCUGCAGGACUUCUACGUGGUGCUGCUGUCCCCGAUGGAGCUGGACACGACGAUGCGCAUGAUCCUGCAGGUGCCCAUCUGGGCGCAGCGCGUCAUCUACAUCCAGGGCUCGUGCCUCAAGGACGCGGACCUGGCGCGCGCGCGCAUGAACGAGGCCGAGGCGUGCUUCGUGCUGGCCGCGAGGAACUACGCCGACAAGACGGCCGCGGACGAGCACACCAUCCUGCGGUCCUGGGCCGUCAAGGACUUCGCGCCCAACGUGCCCCAGUACGUGCAGAUCUUCCGGCCCGAGAACAAGCUGCACGUCAAGUUCGCCGAGCACGUGGUGUGCGAGGACGAGCUCAAGUACGCGCUGCUGGCCAACAACUGCACGUGCCCGGGCACGUCGACCCUCGUCACGCUGCUGCUGCACACGUCCAGGGGACAGGAAGGCCAGACCUCCUCCGAGGACUGGCACCGCCUGUACGGCCGCUGCUCCGGCAACGAGAUCUACCACAUCGUGCUGCAGGACAGCCGGUUCUUCGGCGAGUACGAGGGCAAGAGCUUCACCUACGCCAGCUUCCACUCGCACAGAAAGUACGGCGUGGCGCUGGUGGCGGUGCGGCCGGCCGAGCUGCCCGAGUUCUACGAGGAGACCAUCCUCCUGAACCCGGGGCCCCGGCACAUCAUGAAGGCCUCGGACACGUGCUAUUACAUGAGCAUCACCAAGGAGGAGAACUCGGCCUUCGUGGUGGCCAACCAGCAGCCCCCGCCCGAGGCCAACGCCUCGCAAGGGCACAAGGAGAAGCCAAAAGACUGCACAGUACCCAUUGAGACUGAUGUGCGCGCCGCGCCGCCCUCCCCCGCCGCCCCCGAAGCGGCCACCACAGGCAACCACCUGGACGUCCCCCGGCCCGGCGACAACCCCAACCUGCUCAGCCCGGAGAUCCUGAACCAGCGGAGAGGAAGCCGCAGGCCGAGCAUCCUGCCGGUGCCGGACAUGUUCACCAGCUCGGCGCUCAACGUCUCCACGGACAACGUGGACGACGAGGGCGACGAGAGCGAGGACGAGGUGGACGACGACGUCCCGUGGAGGUCGCCGUCCGAAAAGAUAGCAUUGGUAUCAAGCUCUAGCACAGUGGAAGACGGGCAUUUGUCUAAGUCUGCCUGGCAAAUAGAAGUGUCCGGAAUUGUCAAGGGCUUCCCACCGGUCUCUCCCUACAUCGGGGUGACCCCCACGCUGUGCUACCUGCUCAAGGAGAAGAAGCCGCUCUGUUGUCUUCAGCUCGCUCAGGUCUGUGAACACUGCUCGUACCGCAACGCGCGCGAGUACAACUGGCAGAACAAGACCAUCAUCCUGGCGGCGGACUACGCCUCCAACGGCAUCUACAACUUCAUCAUCCCGCUGCGCGCGCACUUCCGCUCCAAGAACUCGCUGCACCCCAUCAUCCUGCUGCUGGAGCGGCGACCCGACCUGGUGUUCCUGGACGCGCUGGCCUACUUCCCCCUGGUGUACUGGAUGCUGGGCUCCAUCGACUGCACGGACGACCUGCUGCGCGCCGGCAUCACGCUGGCCGAGAACGUGGUGGUCGUCAACAAGGAGCUGUCCAACUCGGCCGAGGAGGACACGCUGGCCGACUGCAACACCAUCGUGGCCGUGCAGACCAUGUUCAAGUACUUCCCCAGCAUCAAGAGCAUCACGGAGCUGUCGCAGUCGUCCAACAUGAGGUUCAUGCAGUUCCGCGCGCAGGACAAGUACGCGCUGCACCUCUCCAAGAUGGAGAAGAAUUUCAUAUCCCCAAUGAAUUUUGGGAGCCCUGCGAGUCAAAAGCGACGGGGCAUGAGCGGCGCGCCGAGCGACAGCCACAGUGAGACACAUCGCGAGAAGGAACGAGGCUCGCACAUAUCGUACAUGUUCCGGCUGCCCUUCGCCGCCGGGACGGUCUUCUCCGCCUCCAUGCUGGACACGCUGCUGUACCAGGCCUUCGUCAAGGACUACGUCAUCACCUUCGUCAGACUGCUCCUCGGCGUGGACCAAGCCCCUGGCUCAGGCUUCCUCACUUCGAUGAAGAUUACAAAAGACGACAUGUGGAUUCGAACCUACGGCCGCCUGUACCAAAAGCUGUGCUCUACGACGUGCGAAAUACCGAUCGGUAUCUACCGCACGCAGGAGACGUCCUUGACGGAACCGUCACAACUGGACGAGGACGACGGCGUGGGUGUUACAUACAAGCCCAAGAAGGGCCGGUCCUCGAUGUGUGUGGCGUGCGACCACCACAGCUCUGCGUUCUCGCUCAACCUGGCGGACGAGGCGCGCGACAACCACACCAACCAGAUCGAGCGCGCCGAGAUCGCCAACCUGGUGCGCUCGCGCAUGGAGAGCCUCAACCUGCCCUACACGGACUACGACGACGUGGGCGACAAGCGGAACCACCUCAGCUACGUCAUCAUCAACCCCAGCUGCGACCUCAAGCUGGAGGAGGGGGACAUCAUCUACCUGGUGCGGCCCAGCCCGUUCUCCGCGCAGAAGACGUUCGAGCGCCACAACUCGCGGCGCAAGUCCAACAUCAGCUUCUGCUCCCAGCAGGCGGGCGGCUCGGCGACGGGGUCGCGGCGCGGCUCCUCGCUGGGGCUGUCCACGGGGCCGCAGCCCUUCCCGUCGCCGCGGCCGCCGCUCGCCACCACCAAGGCCAACUCGCUGUCGCUGCCCGACAGCCCCACCGUGCAGGGCCACUUCCGGGGCCGCUCCAACUCGCUGCGGGUGGCCGACGACAUCCUGCUGAGGCGGUCCAACUCGCUGAGGCAGGGUCUGAGUGGCGGUGGUCGGCGCAAGAGCAGCCUGGAGGACAUCGGCCUCCAGCACGGCUUCCAGCACCACGCCUCCCCGCACCAGCACGCCGAGCCGGCACUCCCGGGCCUUCCGGGUCUGCCCGGCCUCCACGGUCUGCACAGCCCCGGCGCCGCCUUGCCGCCCGGCCGGCCGGUGCACCAGCAGCCCGCCGUGCCCGUCAACCCCAUCAAGAUCGCCCUGAACGGCAGCAUCGGCCUGGAGGUGACGCCUCCCGACCAGGACCAGGGCGGCAUGUCCAGCAGCGGCAUGUCCAGCGGCAUGGCCAUGGGGCUGUCCGCCAUGGGCAGCCACGCGCACUCGCCGCCCUCCCCCUCCAACGCCCCCUCCUCCCCCGUGGGCGACCCGCAGAACUUACAAGGCACUAUUGUAUGAUAUAACCUUAUGUGGGGGCGGAGGAUGAGCGGCGCGCGCAACAAGUGGCUGUAAGGCCCUUGUCGCACCGCUCUAUCACCUCCACCCCCACAGCGCCCAGCGCACCGCCCAGAGGCACCGCCCAGAGGCACCCAGUGGCACCCAGCGGCACUCAGUGACACCCAGUGGCACCCAGUGGCACCCAGUGACACCCAGUGGCACCGCACCCCAGUCAAGUGGCUCCCACGCGGCACCCCAAGUGACACCCAAAGUGCACCCGAGACACCCAGUGCCCGCGCCGAGGCGCCCCAAAGUCCACCCCAAAGUGCACCCCACCGCCGGCCCGUCCGCACCCCGUGGGGCGCCACCGUGGCGGCGCGGAAGGGGCAGCCGUCGCCCUCCUCUCGUCGCACCGACGUCGAAACUGCUUCCAAAUGACACCGCUUCAUGCCGCACUGCCAGUGCCAACGGGAGAGGCAGAGAAACUCGGUUUCCUGGUAGAUGUUAGCCUACUAGUAGUUCCAGAAGACUCGCCUCCCCCCUCAGUGUCGUGUAGAGCUCACCCAGACUCUGCUCAGUUUGUGACACAAUCGGACAAUAUUAGCGCCCUCUGUGUCAUCUCCAGACUGCAAUCAAAAAGCGUCAGGUUUAAGUUAGAGUAAGUUAUUUGUAAAAGAGCCCAAUUUCGUAAUUUUUGUACUAAGAUAGAGCAAUGUGAUGGCUUUGUAGAUGCGCGAAAUCAUUAUUGUCUUGGGGUAUGACGGCGAUAUCGGCCUUCCCUGAACACCAUCCUUAAAUUAAAUUAAACAUAUGUGAUGAAUGUCGUGCCGAUACGUACCGCUUUUUAAGACAAUAAAAAAAAGUUGAACCUACUAUUUUUGGAUAGGGGAGGCCCUCACGUCCUUGUUCGUUUGAUCCAUUUCAGGUGAAUGAAACAUUCGCAUUUUUUGUAAAGUGAUUGGCGCUGUGUGCCUGAAAUCAAUAUUUAUUCUAAACUAUUUAGAGGGAUGUAGUGUUUAUAAUAAUAGUUCUGUAAAAUGAUUGGACCUUUUUCUGCUAUUACAUGUAAAGUUUCUAUGGAUCAAUAUGAGGUAUUAUUGGAAUCAGGGAACAAUACAUAUAUUUUUAAAGUACUUAUACUUCUAUUGAUGUAGCUGAAUUCUCACUAUCCACAAAUAUUUUGGUGAAAGAUGAUGGCUUGUGUCUGAAUGUGCUGUCGAUUGGAAAGGAACGAAUCAAAGUACCAUUAGAAAAAACCUGUUGUACACAUUUUCUAUUUUUCCAAAUUUAAAUAAAGCUGUGCUAAAAUCCUUCAUUUCCAUUUCAUAUUUUAUUGGGAUAAACACAACUAGAAACAAAAUGAUUUAGUUUGCUUGCGAAUGUAAUGUACUUAAGUAAUUUUGUAAAGCUUAUACAUCUCUGCUGUUUACUACCUCUCCUUCAAUAAAAAUAAAUUACGACAGGAAAUAAAAGGCUUGUGAAUGAUCAAACCCAUGGAAUGUUUUUGUUGUUUUUAUUACCCUGAAAACACACACCGUUCAUGAGGGAGUGCCAUGCCGGAAAGAAGUCGUAAAUUUAAAAGAUUCUUAACGCAUCUAGAA
This is a messenger RNA of Thrips palmi, 6727 nucleotides long. It is a transcript of the gene SLO2, whose product is annotated as potassium channel subfamily T member 2. Bases 759 to 5147 code for a protein of 1462 amino acids. Lineage: Eukaryota; Metazoa; Arthropoda; Insecta; Thysanoptera; Thripidae. Gene Ontology annotation, biological process: potassium ion transport. Gene Ontology annotation, cellular component: membrane. Gene Ontology annotation, molecular function: intracellular sodium-activated potassium channel activity. The transcript has 26 exons. The record is from RefSeq and is a predicted model, not a curated record.